Molecule: messenger RNA, 2973 nt
Organism: Ustilaginoidea virens
Lineage: Eukaryota; Fungi; Ascomycota; Sordariomycetes; Hypocreales; Clavicipitaceae
Exons: 2
Coding region: 1-2973 (990 amino acids)
Biological process (GO): circadian rhythm; regulation of DNA-templated transcription
Cellular component (GO): cytoplasm; nucleus
Source: RefSeq, a predicted model, not a curated record
AUGGCACUACCAACUCAAAAUUCUCGUCGCACGGUCCGUCUGCCUCUGAGCUCAACCGGUCAUCCUCUUCCUCGCAGAACAUCACCAUCCAACUCUGUGACCUUGAUCCACCACCAGCUCGCCCGAGAUGCUUCACUCCGAGCAAGUCCCGGGUCGGCAGUGGCCAGAGCAAAUAAGGCUACCGGCUCGCCGCGACGUAAUUCUUCGGGCGACAGUCACGAAACCGGUCAGAGCGAUCCCAAUAAGUGGUUUGAUCAGUCCAACCAGAACCCAACGGCGACUUUUGACGGAGCGAUGGAUGUUGAUCCUCCAUUUUUCCAGAAAGAGUCGGAUUCCUCGAACGACGACAAGCUCUAUGCCUACCAAAAUCCACCUCUACAACCGUUACUCAACACGCAACACAGUAGCAGUGCCGAUGAUUACCGCAGCGUCAUCGACGACCUCACAAUCGAGAUACAGAAGUUGAAGGAAGAAUUAAAGAAAUAUAAGCAGAGAGGUCCGGACAUGUUGAGGAAGGACAAACUAUUUGAAAUCAAAUAUCACGGCCUUCCCAAACGAAAACGCAGGGAGCUCGAGACGACCCUUCGCGAUUUUGCGGCGAGCAUCGAAGAUUCUCCAGAUGUAUCAUCCUCGCAACGGAAGAAGUCGUCGAGACACGCCACCCGGGACAACAUGUAUUCCGGCUCUGGCUCUGCAUCCAAGCAUGCCUCAUCGUCGUCGGGCUCUAACGCUAGGCCGGUCGAUUCAGCUUACGCGUCAAUGUCCAGCGGUGCCAACUCAGCUGGCGUGUCACUCGGACGUCCUGCCAUGAGCUCUCGCGCUAGAAACGAUCAAAAGGUGGAAAGCUACUUGCGGGACAUCCCCGAGGGCUUAUAUCCCCGACACAUGGUGCUGACCGAUAGAGAACGAAAAAAGCUCGUCGUCAGACGCUUGGAGCAGAUUUUCACUGGUAAAAUGGGAGGCCGGCACGCGAGGAAAGCUGGACAACGCCAAAAUGCCAACGCUUCCCUCGUGAGCUCGGCAACUGCUGAACCAGAACCCCAGCCUCGAAGUCUCAAGGAUCAACGGCCUACUUCUGGUACUACGGGAGCGGAGCUCUGCAGGGAAGCGAGGAUUUUGCCGUCAGAGCAACUUUCCGGUACCUGUGGCAAGAAAACUCAAUCCAGAGACAACGCAUCGGCUUCCAACUCCAACGGUGAUCAGACAGAAUCAGGCGGCCAUGGCAACAGUAGUCGAUCAGGUACCAACCCGUCCCCAACACAACCAACAGCUCCGGAUCAACGACCUACACGUGUUAAUGAUCUGGAUCCCGACCGCAUCCAGGUGCCUUCGGAAAAUAUGGACUACAUCCGCCAUUUGGGUUUGGUUCCCCCGGGACUCCUGGUGGAUCCGUCAAAGAACGCUGAAGUUCAACCAGACGCUGAUGGUUGGGUCUAUUUGAAUUUGCUGUGCAACAUGGCGCAGUUGCACAUUGUCAAUGUUACUCCAAGUUUUGUGCGAGCCGCGGUGACGGAGAUCAGCACCAAGUUUCAGCUCUCGUCCGAUGGCCGCAAAAUUCGCUGGCGCGGCGGCAGUGAUGGCACACAGUUUUCCAGUGACAGCUCUAAUGAUAGUUCUCAAACAACGCCCGAGGUCGAUGACGCUGCGAGCAAAGACGGCAAACGUAAAAGACAGAGGACUGGCAAGUCUGCUGGGUACGAAGAUCAAUCAGGCGGAAGCUCAAAAAGUCAGUCCAAAUUCGGGCCUCAAAUAUCCACAUCAUCCGACAGCUUUCACUACAAGCCGUUAUUUGCUCACAACGGCUCUCCCAAUGGGCAAAUAUCCCUGGAUGAUACGCUCUCAUCCUUCGGUCCCAUUGACGACAGCAACGUGGACGAAUCGCGAUGGGGUUUAAGCGGUUCGGGUACCUCUAACCGCAGGAAGCGCCGGCACGACGGUGUCAUCAUUUACUAUAGUGGUGCGCCCUUCUGUACAGAUCUUUCUGGUGAUCCGGGCGAUGCGUCUCCAGCGACAUACAUGCUCUCGAGUGGCCAAGACCGGAAAGAGCAUGAUUGCCAUCAAUUCGACCGGCCCAUUCCACAUCGAUCCGCAUCCGGGUCUUCUCUUGGCUAUCGACCCUUGAGCGACAUGUACCAUGGCUGCCAUGCCGGCGUCAAAAUGGACGUCGACAGCGUCGAUUGUGUUCCUGAUCUGGGAAAUGAGUCGGAUUCAGACUCGGGUAUUAUUGACUCUGAAUUCCCAUGGGCUACCGGGCAACAGUACAUAGGGGUUAUUCCGCUAGAGCCCUGCGGCCUUGGCGGGGUGAUGCCAGAUGACCACUUCAUGGUCGUCGUCACAACGAAACGACCUAAAGACGACACCGUUUCAGAACUCGUCUCCUCCACGCGGAAGAAGUCUGAGGAAGCUACAGAAGUCAUCAUCGGGAGACUGGCCAGCAUGUCAACAUCAUCCCCGGUGCCGGUAGCCUCCUCCCAGAAAGUCGGUCCUGUCGAGAUAGAAUAUGUGUCUGGAAGAAUCAAGCGACUCGCUCCCGUGUCGCUCCCUCCUCCCGUCAUUUUCCUACCGCCGUUUAGCAGCGAUGCUUCCAGCUCCAUUGGUGAUGAUUACAUGUCGGAAGAUGCUGACGAGUCACUCGAAUCCUCCGAGGAGUUGAUGAGCCGUCAAGCCAACCCACACCAUUCCGACGGGUAUCCGGAUGGGGUCGAUUUAAGCAGUGGCGAUGAAGAUGGCGAAGACCCAGAUGAAAAUUUAGAGGAGUUGAAGAUGUACGACAAGAUGGAGUCCGCCGACGUGCCAGGAUUUGCUCGGCCAAAGUCUAAGCGACAGUCCAUCGGCAGCGCCGAAGCUGCCCCGGGUAGUGCAAGAGAAAGAAGUAAAAGUGCUAGCGCUGAUGCCUUAUUUCGGACUGGGGCGAGCUCUGCGGCCACAGCGGGAGUGAGAAGCGGCUAUACUAGUAGCGACAAGGAAAACUGA